Messenger RNA from Xenia sp. Carnegie-2017, 4796 nucleotides. Its product is annotated as E3 ubiquitin-protein ligase rnf213-alpha-like. The transcript has 24 exons. The coding region runs from base 416 to 4600 and encodes 1394 amino acids. NCBI's taxonomy places the organism in Eukaryota, Metazoa, Cnidaria, Anthozoa, Malacalcyonacea, Xeniidae. The record is from RefSeq and is a predicted model, not a curated record. Gene Ontology annotation, molecular function: ATP binding; ubiquitin-protein transferase activity; ATP hydrolysis activity.
CAACAAUGGUCCAAGUGGAAGCAAUCAAUUCAUGUGGUAUUUACUACAUUGCUGACAAGGAAAAAGAAAAAGAAAACAAAGCAACGAGAGCAAAUGGAAAACCUGAAGAGGUCGUGGUUCUUGUUGUUCCGGAGGAUGCCAAUAGGAAUCGAGAGAAAAAAAUCUACAGUUUGGAUGAAGUUAAGGAUAUUCAAAGCAAGUUAAUGUUAAUUGCAGGAAAAGCAGACAAUGGAAAGGAAGAAGUCGAUCAAUUCAAUGAGGUUGUUGAAGGAAUUUUGAGACUAAAUAAACUUUAUUUGCAACUUUGCGAUGUGGGAGAAAUCAAUUAUCUCGACUGGAAAUCUAAGUUUCAAUGCAGUAAAAAGAACAACAGAAUCACGAUCUUCUCUCCAGCAUUAACGAAUGUUGUGAAAACAUGGAAAAAGAUUUAAAACAAUGGAAAGAAACUAUCGAUGAAAAAAGAUUGCAUUACUACUCUUUAAACCAUUUUACUAUGAAGCAGAUUUUAACCUUACGAAAGGAACUUGCCAAAGCUUGUGUUGGUGAAACUGCAGUCAAUGAACUUCCAUGGCAAAUAUUUGUGCUUCUUGAAACAGUUAAGAAUAACAUUGAUCCGAUAACACUUGCAAAUGUACUUAAGUCAAUGAUUCCAGAGAAUUCUGUGUAUUUAAAAGAGGAAGAAGAUUUGAAAAAUGUGGAUAAACCUUUUGACAGUGACGAGGACGGUGACGAUGAUACGGAUGGCGAAAAUGAUACAACAUCACAUGCACAUUUACGAAGACAAAAUUCCUUUGAAGUGCUUACUUCUGUUAAAGAUAUUUUAGAAUGCCAGGGCUAUGAUGAGGAAUGCAUACUAGCUGCUCUACAAGCUUGUGGUCGUAAAGCAACAAAGGACGAUCUUCUUGCAUGGGUAUUUGACUGUAAUGAUGACGAAGGUGACAUCUUGGCUUUAUCACAAGAAGCAAAACAAAAUCCUUGUCUUUCUGAUCUUAUAACCAAAGUAUUUGGCAAUAACUCUGACACUGCAAAUGAGGAUAGUUUUUUGGAAUUCUCUAAACCUACAAGAUCGAUUCAUGAAGAACAAAGCAUCUCUCCACUCACCAAUUUCAAUGAACCGUACGUUCAUAACGAGGAUGACAUAUAUUUGUCGUUAGAGGUUUUAGCGGCUGUUUUGGAAAUGAUUUCAAAAACAGAGUAUAACCAAGUAAAUCGACGAUUUCCUCCAGUUUUCAAAGAAGGAGAGCCAAAUCUAGCGCUUGUCUCAAAAGGUGAAGUUUUUGGUUGCGUGCUGUCACUUUUCAUGGGAAGUGAAAAUCAAGCAUUACCAAGUGAUGAAGAGGUGGUUGUUUGUGAUGAGAACACGACAUCAGAAGAGAUUGAGCUACUUUGGCGUAGAGCUGUAUUGGACAAGGCUGGUCGAUUGUUUUGUCUUGUUAAUGCAGAUCUUUUGGACUUUGACGUCAGUCAAGAAGCAAUACGUUUACUUCAUUUUUUAACCCAAGGACGAUCCAAAUAUCACUUGGUCGUAAUAUGCAGUAUCGAAAAUGAUAAAUCAAAUAUGGUGAGAGCAUUAGAUCCCUAUCGUCGCUCAUUUCCCUUGCUUACGCCAGUAAAAGGUGUCCAAAGAUACUUGAAAGAAAAACUUGCAGGUCAACUUAACCACAAUACUUGCAUUCCAGCAGCUAUUGUAGAUGAAGAAAACUUAUCUGUGCGUUUUAUCCAGUCAUCUAGAGCAGGAAUGGGGAAAAGUUUGAUUGUAAAACGUCUGACUAAACAAUUAGAAACAAUGUCAAGCACCAAAAAGAAAAAUUCCAGAAAUUUCCAAUCAUCGUUGUGCUGUACUGUCCCAGUCCAUGGCGUGUGUGUUGAUGGCAAUGCUAUCACUCGUCACCUUCUUUCCCAUGCUCCAAAAAGAGAUGCUCCUGUUUCAAGAAUUUUUCAUAUAGACAUUUCUCAAUCAGUUUCAACAGGGCUUGAUGACUUCUUGUUUAAACUGCUGAUUCUUGGAUCUGUCAAAGACAACAAAGGAAAUAUUUGGCGAAGGAAAACAACCGAUUUGUAUAUUGUUGAACACACAACUGACAAGACAUUUGCGAUGUUAACAUCUGAUAAUUUUCUUACACAUCAAAAUCCGAACUCACGAAACCGACCGUCAAGUGGCAAGUAUUCGUUCAUGAAGUUUUUACCACGUAUCCAUUGUCUUUCACCAAGGGAAACAUUAAGAAAUUUGAAAUUACAAAGACAUGGAGAUACGAGCUUCGACAGAGAGCAAUUCAACAGUGAUGAAUAUCAACGAGCUUUCCAAUAUUUAAUGCAUGUAUCCACUGGUGCUAAUUUGGACAAUUUUUCAUACAUCAAUGAUCCUCGUGUUGCUGUAAGCGAUCCAAAUAAAGCGUUGACUAUUUUAAUCCAAUACUGUGGAAUACGCGAUCCAUCAUGGGCCGAACUUCAUCACUUUGCUAACUUUUUAAAUGUUCAAUUACGUGAUUGUGAGAAAAGUUUGUUGCAAGGCUUCAAGACGUUUGUCGUGCGUUUUAUGAUCAAAAUGUCACGGGACUUCGCUACCAGAUCGCUAAGUGAUCGCAAUUUGGGUAUCGUUGAUGCUGAUGAGGUGGUAAAUGACGAUCUAGAGCCCUUUCAAAUACGUCGACGUUGGGAAUUAAGUCCGCAUCCAUAUAUUUUCUUCAACCAUGAUCGUCACAGUAUGACGUUUCUGGGAUUCUUGUUGAAUGAUAACGGAGACUUGCUGGAUCCUGGAAAUGGAACUAUUUUAGAACAACGCUUGAUGCCAGCCACUUUAAGAGGUCAACUGAAGGAGCAAGGAGUAGAUUUUGAUGUAAACUACGAAAUAAGUGGACGUGAUGUGAGGAUUAACGACUUAAGUCAAGUAAUGGGAAUUCAUCAUCCUCAUGAUCCUGAUCCAACGUACGAGCUUACCACUGACAACGUUAAGAAAAUUUUGGCCAUUCACAUGAGAUUCAGAUGUGGCAUUCCUGUCAUUAUCAUGGGAGAAACGGGUUGUGGUAAAACAAGAUUGAUACGAUUUAUGUGUCAGCUUCAGGCUGGACUUGAUGGACCAAAGAACUUACUUCUCAUGAAGGUUCAUGGCGGAACAAGCUACGACGAAAUAGAGAAGAAAGUUGCCGAGGCGGAAAUUUUGGCUUCAUGUAACCAAAAAAUAAAUGUUGACACAAUUUUGUUCUUUGAUGAAGCAAAUACAACAGAUGCAAUCGAUCUCAUCAAAGAGAUAAUGGUUGAUCGACGAGUGAAGGGACGAUACAUCGAUCCAAAAUUGACUAGUCUUCAUUUUAUUGCUGCGUGUAAUCCAUACAGGAAACACACUGACGAGAUGAUUAAAAAAUUGGAAUCAGCUGGUCUGGGUUACCAUGUUUCUGCUGACGAGACUGAAGAUAAACUAGGCUCCAUUCCUCUCCGCCAGCUCGUGUAUCGUGUCCAUCCUUUACCUGAAAGUAUGAGACCUCUUGUGUGGGACUUUGGUCAGCUGACAGAGCACACUGAAGAACUAUAUACCAGACAAAUAGUGAAGAGAUAUGUAUCCACUCCUUCAAUAAUACCGACAUCUGCUACAUCCGAUGAAAAAAUAAGUGGAAACGAUGUCCAAGCUUCAUGUAUUGCUAAAGUUUUGUCAUCUUCCCAGAAAUACAUGCGGGAGCAAAAGAACGAAUGUAGCUUUGUCAGUCUUCGUGAUGUUGAACGAACAAUGACAGUAAUAAACUGGUUUUACCACAAUUAUGAUUUAAUAAUGAAAAUUGUUGAUGAUUCUCAUCGAGAGGAAUAUGAUUCCAGUGACAGUGAAGAAGAAGAUGAGGAAAGUUUGCCUUUAAAUCGUAUUGUAUUUUCCAUCGUCCAAGGUAUUGGUGUUUGUUAUUAUGCACGACUAAGUGAAAGAAAGUCGUAUUGCCGGUACAUUUGUGCCUUUUUUGACAAAUCAUGCCCACUUCCUGGAGGUGGUAAAAGGAUGGAGGAUGAAAUAGUAAAGUGUCAACGAACGUUUUUGCACGAUGUGGAACUCGGCCAGAGUAUUGCAAGAAAUGCUGCACUUUGUGAAAAUGUUUUUAUGAUGGCGAUAUGUGCAGAACUACGAAUCCCAUUGUUUGUGGUUGGUAAACCAGGCAGCUCAAAGUCUCUAGCAAAAGAUAUAAUAUCAACCAACAUGCAAGCUGGAAAUUCUAACAGCGAACUGUUUAAGAAUUUGAAACAGAUUCACAUGCAAUCGUAUCAAUGCAGCCCUUUAUCUACACCUGAUGGCAUCGUCUCCAUCUUUAAACAAUGUUCCCAACUUCAGAAAGACAAAGAUUUGAGCAAGUUUGUCUCCGUAGUUGUGUUAGACGAGAUUGGUUUAGCAGAAGAUUCACCAUUAAUGCCACUGAAGACACUUCAUUCAUUACUUGAAGACGGUACAGCCACUUCUGAAGGAUCUGGAAAGACACUUGAUCAUAACCGUGUAGGUUUUAUUGGUUUAUCAAACUGGGCGUUGGACCCCUCAAAAAUGAAUCGUGGAAUAAUGUUGAGUCGAGGAACCCCAAGCAAACCUGAACUUCUGAACAGUGCAAGGUUUGUAGUAGACAUAGCAAUUUAAUUUCAAUAAACUCUCAUUUAAAAAUAUGAAAUUGAUCUUACAUAACUGGUCACCUGUGAUCUUGUCUAAAAUACAUUUUCAGUAUGUUUUUUAUGAAUUCCAGUGAAAACUUUUAUGACUGUUACUUCAAGAACUGUAAACGCUUAUAAAACAUUCUGUUGAAUUUUGUAGCAACCACCACCUUAACGUAUUGCAA